CCCAAAUAAAAAAACACCCAAAACUGUUUUCCCAUGCGCCUUGCAUUUUCCCGAGAAAAUUAAACAAAUUUUACCAAGAAAAAUGAUUCGAUCCUCGUGAAAAAAGAACUCUAAACGGUCGAUACCCUGUACCAUGAGGUCGAUCUAUGACCUCUUUUUUAACUUACAAAAUCGGAAGCUUUCCUCUUCAAUUCUUUCAUGGACAAUCGAGAACAAGAAGACCGAGACAGAACCCUAAUUACCGGCCCGAAGCAAAUCAACACCGAACAUGAAAAUUUGCAAGUAAUUGAAUGGGAAGAUUUCGAGAACGAGCUAGCUAGAUUGUGGAGUUUAAGUUCUGCCCUCAAGGAAGCUAAUGAGAAGAAGCGAAGUCUUCAAGAGAAGCUCCAGUCACUCAUUCAGGUAAAAAAUGAGUCGUUGAAUAAACUGAAUGAUCUUGAGGAAAUGCAUGAGAGACUAGAGGCAAGAAAACUAGCGAUGGCAAACAUGUCAACUCAUUGCAAAGUUACAACAGAGGAUGCUAAAAAAGAGGAGGAAAUGCUUAGCACUGAAGUGAGAUCUUUGUUGGUUUCUGGUACCUCUCUUUCUGUAGCAAGGAAGCGAUUGCAGGAAGCAAAUAGAUUACUCACUGAAGAAAGGGGUUAUGUUAAACUUAAAAAUGUGCAAAGGAAGCUUCGAGGAAGGCAACAAUAUAUGAUAUCACAAGUUUCAUUACUCUAUCCUGUAAAGAUCUUGGUUGGACCCGCACAAGAGCAGGAACUUGAGUCCUAUUCUAGCAGUAGUAGAUUAGGGAAUUCUUCUGCAUCUAAGCCCGUUAGUCAAGGGUCCUUGACGAUUUUAGGUCUCAAUCUCUCCAUGCUUCCUUUUACAAAGAUGAGUUUUUUCACCAACAAAAAGGAGGUUCAGAGAUCUGCAAGUGCCUUAGGAUAUGUUGCACAUGCUGUUCCACUAAUUGCAUCGUAUUUACAAGUUCCUUUGCGUUAUCCUCUGUGCUUGGGUGGCUCUCGCUCAUAUAUUAUCGACCAUGUGCCUUCAGUAGAGCCUGCAUCUUCUCAUUGGUCAUCGAAUACAGCGCUUUCAGCACAUGUAAAGCAAGCAGAAUUUCCACUGUUUUUAGAUGGUCAAGACAUAACGAGAGCAGCAUAUGCUGUAUUCUUGUUAAACAAGGAUAUAGAGCAACUUUUGAGUUUCAUCGGGGUCAAGAGUUUAGGACCGCGACAUGUUCUGGCAAAUUUGAAGGAGCUUCUAAGGUCUGUCCAAUCUUCAGAAUAUAUCGAUACCUGAAUUUCGAUUUUGUUGGAUCAACUGUAAUUAGCUAUUUAAUACGAUACGAAUGAACAACCCGGUUUUCUUUACACACACGGCACGGGUGCGGAUUUUUUACCAACCCCAUUUUACAAGAAAGAAACCUUGAAAAGAU
Molecule: messenger RNA, 1420 nt
Organism: Hibiscus syriacus
Lineage: Eukaryota; Viridiplantae; Streptophyta; Magnoliopsida; Malvales; Malvaceae
Product: UV radiation resistance-associated gene protein-like
Exons: 6
Coding region: 199-1284 (361 amino acids)
Biological process (GO): SNARE complex assembly
Cellular component (GO): lytic vacuole; endosome
Molecular function (GO): SNARE binding
Source: RefSeq, a predicted model, not a curated record